AUGGGCAUCCAGGGGCUCACCCGGCAUCUGGAGCCGUAUGCGACGCGGCUCUCAUCCGACCAGCUCGACGGUUAUGCGGGCGUAGUCGACGGGCCCGCCCUCGCCUACCACGCUCACAAACUGGCCCUGGCCGCUGCUGCUAGCGCGUCGCGAAUGCCAUCGUAUGCAGACAUCACCGCCCAAGCCCUGUGCUGGCUGCGUGCUCUGGAAUCCAGCAACAUCAAGGUGGCGGCCAUCUUCUUCGACGGGGCCCUUCCUCCAUCCAAGCGGACAGAGAGAUUGUCGAGGACCGAGCAGAAUAACAGGCGUGUGCAGCAGCUUCGUGCAAGUUAUGCAACAGCCGCAUGCCCGGUUCCCACGUACCUGGGCUCGAUAGCCUAUGCCUUCCUUGCCCCAGCACUGCAAGAGGCCUUGCAGACCUCGCCUUUUGCUUCGAGGACGCACAUUGUUUCUGGAGAGGCAGACGACUGGUGUGCACUACAUGCCAAGGAGAAUGCGCAAUCCAUCAUCUUCACCAGUGACACAGAUCUCGUCCUCUACGACUAUUGUCCAGAUACGCUGAUAGUCUUUUUGCAUCAUGCCGACGUGUCGACCGGUAUCCAGGCCUACUCUCCCAAUGAAAUUCGAAACCAGCUGCAGCUAAAGAGCCUGCUACCCUUUGCAUUCGCUCUCCUGGAAGGUCCACAGGUGGGCGCGAACAAACUAGCCCACAAAGCUAGGGCUGUAGACAAAAGCUCUUCGCAGUACCUUGAAUUUAGCAAACGAUAUGUUGCCAACGCUGGUACCAAUACUUCGUCCAAUCUGCCCAAGCUGGACGUUCGGAUAUCGGAAUUUGUCCAUCAAGCCUUGGAAAAGGUCGAAACUCCUUUUGUGUACAUGCCUUUACUGAUGGAAGAGCCCGGCCAAGCAUCGGCAUGGAAUGCGGGUUGCGACGUGCGCACGUUGGGAUACUCGUUGCUAGCAUCUGACAAGAUGGUUGUUCACGAAUACAGACGAAAAGCGCAAAUCGUCGCUGUGCAAGAAGUUGUUACAUACUCGCACGCACAUCUGCUGGUUCCUAUCAAAGACCUUGAGCGACAAGUUGGUACCCUAAUGAACUGGGCUGCUUCCAGAGCUAUCGACACUACCCUACUUUGGCCUCUCUUUGCCCUUAGUCUGGUUCUGGGAGAGUUGAAAAGCACUCCUCCAGUUUCUUUGGUGCUCCGCGUAAUCAACGGAGAUUUUGACAACUCCUGGGCGUUUGUACAGUUCAUGGCUCGCUUACAAUCAGCUCUUUAUUCGCUCCGCAUGUUCAGUCAGAUAACAAAAGUAUGUCUUGCAGUCAAGCCAAAAGCAGACCCAAAGCUCCGUGAUUGUUUAGUCAGCUUGGACCAACACAUGCACACUCUCCCUUCUAUAUCCAACGGGUUUGGCGUGCCAGGACAAACGAAGCGAGUUUUGGCAGACCACGAAAAGCUGAGGGCAUUGGUUGAGGAAAUAUAUGUAUCCGCUGGUGUUGAAGUACCCACGGAGCAAAUCUCGAACAAGAAGAAGAAGCGCCAGACAAGAGAGGCGGAGAGGAAGAAGAAAAAGGCCGAACAGAGACAGCAGCCCAAGCCGCACAUUAUCAACGCCUAUAGCCUGCUUGGUGACAUUCAGAGCUAG
Messenger RNA from Exserohilum turcica Et28A, 1644 nucleotides. RefSeq lists its product as uncharacterized. The record is from RefSeq and is a predicted model, not a curated record. The transcript has 2 exons. The coding region runs from base 1 to 1644 and encodes 547 amino acids. NCBI's taxonomy places the organism in Eukaryota, Fungi, Ascomycota, Dothideomycetes, Pleosporales, Pleosporaceae.